Molecule: messenger RNA, 1011 nt
Organism: Meleagris gallopavo (turkey)
Lineage: Eukaryota; Metazoa; Chordata; Aves; Galliformes; Phasianidae
Source: RefSeq, a predicted model, not a curated record
AAAAAGAAUACAAACAGCUGAGGAUAAAGGUGAUCUAAAUCCAUUUUCAGUAAUAAAGCAGAUGUGAAUGAAGACUCCCACAUGCUAGUUGAAACAAUGACUCCAAAAUCAACAGUUCACAUGGUAGUGUUCUUUCUUCAGCUCUGCAUUGUGAAGGGGCAGAUCAUAUGUGAGAGGCAAAUAAUUGCUGAAUGGCGAGUGGAACCAAAACAUGUUGUAAUGGAGUGGACACUAAGGAAAAAUAUAUGCACAGACUUUUAUUCAGAAUGCUGGAAUGUGAAUACAAAUUCUACUAGGGAAGACAAAAAUCUCAGUGUCCCUCAGAUAUGCCCUGUACAGCUUCAAUUGGGUGAUAGUCUCUUCAUCUCUUCUGAUCCAUCAUUUCAAUCCUAUGGUAUGAAUUUGUUAAAUGUCUCCAAGGAAGAAUUUAUUAAUUGCCCUAAAACUGGCUUUCUUCAAGAACAACAGAUUUUUGUUUGCCAGAUAAGAGGACUGCACCAAGUUGACCCUACCUGGCUUGGUGUUGGAACUCAUUACUUUGUGGAGCUACAUAAGAGAGGCCCACAUCUGUGCAACAUGGGCCUUCGUCUGAAUGUAACUGUGAAGCAGCAGUUUUGUCAAGAGACUCCAAAUGCACCAUUGUGCUCCAAGCAUGGAAGAUGUUUAAGCCAUGUUUGGGAAAAGCAGUAUAGUUGCCACUGUUUCUCACAGUAUUCUGGAAAAUUCUGCCAGAAGUUUAAUGUGUGCUCCACUAAACCUUGCCAUAACAAUGCCUCUUGUACUGAGAAAUCAGAAGGCACCGGAAAGUCAUAUGAAUGCACUUGUCCUCCAGAGUUUUCAGGUAAAAAUUGUACAGAAAUAGUUGGACAAUGCCAACCACAUACUUGUUUCAAUGGCAACUGCAGCAAUGUAACUCCAAACACCUUUCUUUGUGAAUGUGACAAGGGCUUUACAGUCUGCAUGCUUCCUUCAGAGCUGAAAUCUACUCUGGCAGAUGAAACUCUUCCAUGA